CCGCAAACAAGACCUCCGCAGAGCUAUUUACACACAACCUGUGCCCCCAACAGCUUCUUUGCGGCCGUCUUUUUUCUGCAAAUACUGUUCAUUCGGCCACGUUAUAUAUUGCGGUGUAUUUUGUUUGAGCGAGCCCUCUCUCGGGCCUACAACCGACACCCCUGGACACACUAAACACCAAGCAACAUGCGGCUCGAUAUCAAGAGACAACUCUUUGCCCGCUCUGAGCGAGUGAAGGGCAUUGAUUUCCACCCCACAGAGCCAUGGAUCCUUACUACACUGUAUAGCGGCCACGUCUACAUUUGGUCUUACGAAACACAGUCGAUUAUCAAAACAUUUGAGCUUACUGAUGUUCCCGUGCGUGCUGGUCGUUUCAUCGCUCGAAAGAACUGGAUCGUGUGCGGCAGUGAUGAUUUCCAAUUGCGCGUUUACAACUACAACACUUCAGAAAAGAUUACUUCAUUUGAAGCCCAUCCAGACUAUAUCCGAUCGAUUGCGGUCCACCCGACACAGCCCUUCGUUCUCACCGGCUCAGAUGACAUGACAAUUAGGUUGUGGGAUUGGGAAAAAGGCUGGAAAUGCGUGCAGGUCUUUGAGGGUCAUAGCCACUAUGUCAUGGGACUUGCUAUCAAUCCCAAGGAUACCAAUACAUUUGCUUCUGCUUGCUUAGAUCGGACAGUCAAGAUUUGGAAUCUUGGCUCUGGACAUGCUAACUUUACGCUUGAGGCUCAUGAAACGAAAGGCGUGAACAGCAUCGAUUAUUACGGACAAGCCGACAAACCAUAUCUUCUUACCACCUCGGAUGACAAGACGGUUAAAGUAUGGGAUUAUACCACCAAGGCAUUGAUUGCCACAUUGGAAGGACACACAAGCAAUGUUUCCUUUGCAUGCUAUCAUCCCGAGCUUCCUAUUAUUGUUUCAGGCUCAGAGGAUGGAACGAUCAAAGUGUGGCAUGCCAAUACAUACCGGUUGGAACAGUCUCUCAAUUAUGGACUCGAGCGGGCAUGGUGUGUUAGCUACCAAAGAGGCCGCCAAGGUAUUGCGAUAGGUUUCGAUGAUGGUGCUGUUGUGGUGAAGAUGGGUCGGGAGGAGCCCGCAGUGUCUAUGGACGGCUCCGGGAAGAUUAUUUACUCUCGGCACAGCGAAGUGGUUUCAACGGUCCUCAAAGGAGGAGAAGAGUUGAAAGAUGGCUCUCCCCUCUCCCUCCCUACAAAGGAAUUAGGGUCGUGUGAAAUCUACCCUCAGACUCUGGCUCAUUCUCCCAAUGGUCGCUUUGUUUCAGUCUGUGGUGAUGGGGAGUAUAUCAUAUAUACGGCUCUUGCCUGGCGUAACAAGGCAUUCGGUCAAGCCUUGGAUUUCGCUUGGGGCUCCAAGGACAACAGCAAUGACUACGCUAUUAGGGAGUCCGCCACUAGUGUCAAGAUUUUCAAGAACUUCAAGGAAAAGAGCGGUGGGUUGGACGUUGGUUUCCAAGCUGAAGGUCUUUCCGGUGGUGUCCUUCUAGGUGUUAAGGGACAAGGUGGUAUUGGCUUGUUUGACUGGGAAAGUGGUAAUCUCGUUCGCCGCAUUGAGGUUGAGCCACGUGAGGUCUACUGGUCAGAGUCUGGCGAAUUAGUGGCUCUCGCCUGUGAAGAUACUUGCUACAUUCUUCGAUUUUCUCGAGAAAACUAUGUCAACGGCUUGAACUCUGGCGAAGCUGAUGAAGAUGGUGUUGAAUCAGCGUUUGAAGUCGUUACAGACAUCAGUGAAACUGUCCGGACUGGAGAAUGGGUUGGAGAUUGUUUCAUCUAUACCAACUCAACAAACCGCCUCAAUUACCUGGUGGGAGAUCAGACUUACACAAUCUCCCACUUUGACCAGCCCAUGUACGUCCUCGGCUAUCUCCCUCGGGAUGGCCGUAUCUAUCUUGCCGACAAAGACGUCGGUGUCAUUUCGUUCGCCCUGUCACUAUCUGUCGUUGAGUAUCAAACCCUUGUUUUGCGAGGCGACAUGGAUUCUGCGUCAGAGCUUCUUACCGAUAUUCCCCACGACCAAAUGAAUAAGAUCGCGCGAUUUUUGGAAGGUCAAGGGUUCAAGGAACUAGCUCUUGAAGUAUCCCCAGAUUCUGAGCAUCGCUUCGACUUGGCACUUGCCCUGAGCCGCCUUGAUAUCGCUCUUGAACUUGCUCGCGAAGCCGACGUCGAGCACAAGUGGAAGACAGUCGGCGACGCUGCUCUGACUGCCUGGGACCUGAGUCUCGCACAAGAAUGCUUCACUCAAGCAAAAGACCUAGGGUCCCUUCUUCUACUCUACACUUCCAGCUCCAAUGCUGAUGGUCUUCGAUCCCUCGCCGAACAGGCUUCUGUUGCCGGCCUCCACAACGUCGCUUUCUCAGCCCUAUGGACCGUCGGCGACAUCGAUGCUUGUAUCGAUCUGCUCGUUCAAACGAACCGCCUCGCUGAAGCUGUUCUCUUUGCCCAAACAUACAAGCCAUCAAAGGCUCCUAGCCUGGUAUCCCGGUGGAAAGAAUCCCUCGAAAAAUCCGGCAAAGCCAAAGUUGCUCGCCUGAUUGGCGUGCCUCCAGGCACGGAGGACGGUACAGCCGAUGACGAGCUCUUCCCCGAAUGGGAAGAAUAUCUCCGUCUUGAAAAGGAGGGUCCACCAGAGCCCCCUUCAUCCGAGUCCUUGAUUGAUGUUGGAGACGGCGAGGAAGCAAAUACGGCAGUCAAUGGAGCCGCCGAGGUUGAAACCGAAGCGUAAUGUAUGUGUUUACUUUAUUUUUUUAUUAUUUGGAACGGUUAAUGGGAUCCAUGUCCGAAUUCGCUAUCCCGAAUUCCUCUUUUUCAACUAUUUGACUACUUUUUUGCAUCAUUUCUCUUUUUUGUCCAUGUUCAAAAUAAAGAUUUCGUCAAUAGGGCGGGGUAGAUAUAGUCUUGAAUCCGAAUUUUCUCUGGAUUAACCCUUAAAAAUAUUUCAACUUUAGCAACCGUAUGCAAUAGGAUGG
This is a messenger RNA of Talaromyces proteolyticus, 2983 nucleotides long. Its product is annotated as putative COPI vesicle coat beta. The record is from RefSeq and is a predicted model, not a curated record. Bases 187 to 2739 code for a protein of 850 amino acids. NCBI's taxonomy places the organism in Eukaryota, Fungi, Ascomycota, Eurotiomycetes, Eurotiales, Trichocomaceae. The transcript is spliced from 7 exons. Gene Ontology annotation, cellular component: COPI vesicle coat. Gene Ontology annotation, molecular function: structural molecule activity; protein binding. Gene Ontology annotation, biological process: intra-Golgi vesicle-mediated transport; endoplasmic reticulum to Golgi vesicle-mediated transport; retrograde vesicle-mediated transport, Golgi to endoplasmic reticulum.